Molecule: messenger RNA, 1026 nt
Organism: Alnus glutinosa
Lineage: Eukaryota; Viridiplantae; Streptophyta; Magnoliopsida; Fagales; Betulaceae
Exons: 1
Coding region: 1-1026 (341 amino acids)
Source: RefSeq, a predicted model, not a curated record
AUGGGGGCUAGUGGGGCGUCAGGUGGGAUUCUAAUUAUGUGGGAUAGGAGGGUUGUGGAGAAGGUGGAUGAUUGCGUGGGACAAUAUACGUUAGUUGUUUCGUUGCGUAACAUUGAUGAUAAUUUUUUGUGGGCCUUUGGGAGUGUGUAUGGGCCUAAUGAUGAUGGGGAGAGGAGGGUGUUGUGGAAUGAGAUGGCUGGAUUGAUGAGUUGGUGGGAUAGGCCGUGGUGUUUUGGGGGAGAUUUCAAUGUGGUGCGGUUUCCAAGUGAGCGUUCCGGUGCUGGUGGUUUUUCUACUGCUAUGGAAGAGUUCUCAGAGUUCAUUCAUGGGCAAAGUUUGGUGGAUAUUCCUCUCCAGGGAGGGCAAUUCACUUGGUCCAAUAAUCAGGUAUGGUCUAAAAUUGAUAGAUUCCUUUUAUCUCCGGAAUGGGAAGAACAUUACCCUAAUGUGUCACAAAGUCGUUUGCCUAGACUUUUAUCGGAUCAUUUUCCUUUGAUGUUCGAUUGUGGAGCGCAAAGAGAAGGGAAAGGAUACUUCAAAUUUGAAAACAUGUGGCUCAAAUCCAAUGGCUUUGUAGAUCUUGUGCAACGUUGGUGGGAGUCUUAUGUUUUUCAAGGUCUGCCAAGUUUUGUGAUGGCUAACAAGUUGAAAGCUUUAAAGGUGGAUUUGAAGAAAUGGAAUGCGGAGGUUUUCGGGGAUGUGGGGAAGAAGAAGAAGGAAUUAUUGGAAGGUAUUAACGAGCUGGAGUGUUUUGAAGAAGCUCGGGGGCUAGUGGAGGAGGAGCGGGUUCAGAAGUCAGACAUGAUCAGGGAGCUGGAAAAAACUCUCUUGUGUGAGGAGGUUAAUUGGAGGCAAAAAUCUCGGGCUCUGUGGCUUAAGGAAGGGGAUAAUAAUACUAAAUUCUUUCACAGGGUGGCUAAUUCACAUCGGAGGUUCAACCAUGUGGGAGUCUUAAGGAUCAAUGUUGCUUUGUCUUCGGAUCCGGUGGAAAUUAAGGAUCAUAUUGUGAAUUAUUAUGACUCAUAG